This is a messenger RNA of Closterium sp. NIES-65, 1295 nucleotides long. Lineage: Eukaryota; Viridiplantae; Streptophyta; Zygnematophyceae; Desmidiales; Closteriaceae. The record is from the annotation of a GenBank genome assembly.
GACUGGGCGGUGAGUGGCAGUGGUUCAGCUGCAACAAGGCCCUCAGCGUGCUUGAGAAGCUGCCCUUCUGUUCUCAUCGCACCUCUUCCACCCUUUUCCCCUGCUUUCCCCACGCCCGUCACACCUCCCAGGCCUGGGCGAUGAGCCUGGGCGAUGAGUGGCGCUGGUUCAGUUACUACAAGGCGCUCAGUGUGCUUGAGAAGCUGCCCUUCCGCAUCCGCUCAGCCCAGCAGGUGCAGGGGCUGCCCAGCAUAGGGUCUUCACUGCAGGGUAAGAUUCAGGAGAUACUGUCUUACAGCAUGAUCAAGAAGCUGCGGGCGUAUCAAGCCGACGACAUGGUCCGCACGCUCGCUCUCUUUGGCACGGUCUGGGGCGUGGGGCCUCGCACCGCCCGCCGAUUUUACUCAGCCGGCCACCGCUCGCUUCGCCAGCUGGCGGGCGAUCCCAGCCUCACGCCAACUCAGCGGAUCGCGCUGCGGUUCCACGAGGAUAUGAACAAGCGAAUCCCGAGGGAUGAGGUGGCGGCGAUGGCAGCUCUGGUGGUGAAGGAAGGAGAUGCGCUGCAGCCAGGGGUGAGUGCAGCCAGGGGUGAGUGCUGCGAGGGGUGGGUGCUGCCUGGGAUCUCCAUCGUGUGUGGCGGGUCGUAUCGCCGGGGCAAGGCGACGUCAGGCGACAUGGAUUUCAUCAUCACACACCCCGAUGGUGCCAGGGAGUGCUGUCGGGGCAAGGCGACGUCAGGCGACAUGGACUUCAUUAUCACACACCCCGAUGGUGCCAGCCACUGCGGCUUGCUGGAGAGGCUGGUGGGUGGGUCGACUGAAGCACGUGGGCUUGGUUGCCACUGCGGGUUUCUGGAGAAGUCGUCAUCGGGGCUUGGUGACAGAGGACCCUCGUGGUCCCCUCCUUUUCCUUCUCCUUCCGAUCUCAUCCCGCUGUGUCCCCUCCACAUCGCCCUCACAUGUAAUCGCAGCCACCGCGGCUUCUUGGACAGGCUGGUGGGUCGACUGAAGCUCGUGGGCUUCCUGACAGAGGACCUGAUGGUCGGCACUCACCACUCGCAACAGCCGCAUGGUGAGGGCAAGGGCGUGGACACUUACUUUGGACUGUGCAAGCAGGCAGGCAGGGAACAACGGCACCGCAUUGACUUCAAGGUGUAUCCAUGGGAGCAGUACCCUUUUGGGCUCAUACAGUGGACGGGCAACGAUGUGCUCAAUCGACGCAUGCGGCUGUUUGCAGAGGCGAAGGGGUACCGAUUGGACGACCAUGGGCUCGUGCUGCGCAAUGCUGUGAGUUGA